Sphaeroforma arctica JP610 is the source of this 780-nucleotide messenger RNA. RefSeq lists its product as hypothetical. The record is from RefSeq and is a predicted model, not a curated record. The annotation marks the transcript as partial. Gene Ontology annotation, cellular component: nuclear pore outer ring. The transcript has 5 exons. Gene Ontology annotation, molecular function: protein binding. NCBI's taxonomy places the organism in Eukaryota, Ichthyosporea, Ichthyophonida.
AAGCAAAAAUCAGGUCACACCAGCAUGACCUCCGUAGCCGUGGCGCUGGGCCCUCUCUGUCCUGCCCCGUCCGACUGCAGAGGUUCGGUACUGCACCACUCGAGGCAAAGUGGGGCACUCACACAGAUCAAACUGUCAGCUGUGGACAAGCGCAAGUGUGUGAGUGUGCUGGAGGGACGGUUGGUGUGCUUUGACUGGGAUGAAGAAGGCACGCGACCGCUCAAUGUGCGUGGCAUGGGGAUGGAGUCGGAUCCCAUAUCUGCGACGCACUGGUACAACCGUGACUGCGUACUUGCAGCGGGCCAAGCCACGGAGUUGAGCCUGUGGGAUACCCGUGGCAAGCAUCUGCGUGCCAUGGACUGUUCCGAUGUCAGUACUGACGAACUUGGCAGACGGAUACAGUGCAUCACCACCUGUGGCUCUGCUGCGGAUACUAGUAUCUACACCGGCGACAGUAGCGGUCGUGUGGUGCUGUGGGAUGUGCGGAAAGCGGGACGUCCCGUUAUUACCCGUCAGAUGGAGUUGGGGUCGAUGCUCCGAGCCGGGCGAGGGGGUGUGCGUACACUGAAUAUACACUCGAGACGUAGUAAGCAGUCGAUGAUCGCGUGUGUGGGGAAGGCCUUGGUGUUAUUAGAUCUCAGGGAUGGCUUGCUGUCGGAAGAGAUUGAACCGAUAACGAUACACCGGGAUGUGUUACCUGUCAAUACCGUUGACGUCCAUGGAGAUGUGGCGGUUUGGGGAUCGGAUUCUGGAGUGCUCGGAACGUACAGUAUGCUAUAG